This is a messenger RNA of Linderina pennispora, 875 nucleotides long. RefSeq lists its product as uncharacterized. The transcript has a single exon. Bases 294 to 875 code for a protein of 193 amino acids. The record is from RefSeq and is a predicted model, not a curated record. Lineage: Eukaryota; Fungi; Kickxellomycota; Kickxellomycetes; Kickxellales; Kickxellaceae.
GUCAGCAGCGCGAUGAUAAUACACCACCCCACACUAGAUCCCGCAACGGAUCCCUUCCCAAGUGACAGAGUACUACGUUUUACCAUACACACAAUUGUUGAUAUAAGCUGAGGGUUUAAACAUCGAGGGUCCUUAUGAAGUCUCAUUUACAAGGCAAUAAAGAGCGUCUCGUGUCUGCAUAUAAAAGGAGUGCAAUCCAGACAGCCAUGGAGAGCCUCAGCAUCAGCAAGCACUAGUCCUGCCUUUCUCUCAAUAUACUUCUCUCUGCUACUCUGUCAAUUCUCAACUGCAUCAUGAAGUUCACUGCCAUUGCCUUCCUUGCCUCAGCCGCUCUUGCCCAGCAGCAGCAGGGUCCCGUGCACCGCAUGCAGGAUGUCCUGCCAACCCCACCUGCCACCAACAUUGCCCCGCAGUUCGAGAUGCCAGGCAUCCAGCCCAACAUUCCGGUUCCCAACGUCGAGGCAACUGAGCCCAUGCAGUCUGCUGUGGCCCGCCUGGCUUCGUUCUUUGACUUUUCGCACAUUUCGGGCGAGAGCACUGACACGCCGACGGUUGUCACCCAUGUGUUUGAUCCGGCUACGGGCAGGUUCACCCACCUGUCGUACAAUGUGGUGCAGAACGGCAACGCGUACUAUGUGCCGGUGUGCAGCGUCGACUCGAUUGUGCAGGCUGGGUCGUCGGCUGUUCCAGCCAGCGAUAGCUGCCAGUACGGCAUCCAGCUGAUGCCGGUGCCGCGCAAUGCGGCCAGCGUGAUGCUCAGGGCCAUGCGCAUGGUACUCAGGCUACUUGCACGCGUUCCGAGACUGCUGCCUGUGAUUCUGGGUGGCCAGCCUGGUGCUGGCGAGUACACCUUUGCGGACCAGCCACAGAUGUAG